AUGGCACACCACCUCCUCCUUUCCAAAGUCUCCGCCAUAACUGGCGGUACCACCGGAAUUGGACGCGCCAUCGCCCUCGAGUUCCUUCGCCAAGGCAGCAACGUCGCCAUCAACCACUUGAACCUGCCGUCCGACUCUCACCAUAAAGACUCGCUCCUCGCGGAAGCAGCAGCUCUGAGAGAGAAAGAUGACAAGGCGGGCAGGCUGAUCGAGGUUCAGGGCGACGUGAGUAAGCCCGAGACGGGAAAGUUGCUGGUAGAGGAGGCUGUUAGAGAAUUUGGGAAGCUGGACGUUUUUGUCAGUAAUGCGGGGGUGUGCCAGUUUGCGGAAUUUUUGGACCUCGACCAUGACCUCUUCGCCUCAACAGUUCGGAUCAACCUCGACGGCGCCUUUUACUCCUGCCAAGCUGCCGCUCGGCAAAUGGCGAAACAAAACACUGGCGGCAGCAUCAUCGCGAUUUCCUCGAUCUCUGCUCUCGUCGGUGGUGGUCUCCAAACACACUACACGCCUACGAAAGCUGGUGUCUUAUCCCUGAUGCAAAGCAUGGCAGUCGCACUUGGCAAGUACAAGAUACGGUGCAAUGCGCUACUACCUGGUACUAUAAAGACGCAGCUUAAUGAGGAAGAUCUGAAUGUCGAGGAGAAGAGAAAGUACAUGGAGACAAGGAUACCGCUGGGUAGGACGGGAGAGCCUAGAGAUAUGGCCGGUCCCGCUGUGUUCUUGGCAUGUGAGGAGUUGAGCGGGUAUGUGAAUGGAGCGCAGCUUCUGGUGGAUGGCGGACUAUUUGUGAAUUUGCAAUGA
Molecule: messenger RNA, 801 nt
Organism: Cadophora gregata
Lineage: Eukaryota; Fungi; Ascomycota; Leotiomycetes; Helotiales; Ploettnerulaceae
Product: L-rhamnose-1-dehydrogenase
Exons: 2
Coding region: 1-801 (266 amino acids)
Molecular function (GO): oxidoreductase activity, acting on the CH-OH group of donors, NAD or NADP as acceptor
Source: RefSeq, a predicted model, not a curated record